Molecule: messenger RNA, 2936 nt
Organism: Lolium rigidum
Lineage: Eukaryota; Viridiplantae; Streptophyta; Magnoliopsida; Poales; Poaceae
Product: disease resistance protein PIK6-NP-like
Exons: 4
Coding region: 1-2766 (921 amino acids)
Biological process (GO): defense response to other organism
Molecular function (GO): ADP binding
Source: RefSeq, a predicted model, not a curated record
AUGGAGGGUGCUCCCGUGAGUGUGGCGACAGGGGCUUUGAAACCGGUGGUGGAGAAGCUGUUCGCUCUUCUUGGUGAUGAGUACACGCGGUUCAAGGGUGUGCGGGACCAGAUCAGGUUCCUCACCAGCGAGCUCACCACCAUGCACGCCUUCCUCCUGAAGAUGUCGGAGGAGGAGGAGGCGGGUCAUGAUCCGCUAGACAAGGCGUGGAUGAAGGAGGUUCGGGAGCUGUCAUACGACAUGGAGGACUCCAUCGAUGACUUCAUGACGAGUGUCGAUGACAAAGAUGCUAAGCCAGAUGGCUUCAUCAACAAGAUCAAGCACUCGUUAGGGAAGUUGGGGAAGAUGAAGACUAGCCGCAGGAUUAGCAAAGAGAUGGAAGAACUAAGUAAGCAAAUCAGUGAGGUGCGCGAGAGGAAUUCAAGUUACAGGACAGGACGUGUCAUAGCCAAGAUGAGCAAUCUUACUGUCGACCCUAGAGCACUUGUUAUCUUUAAGCAUGCCUCCGAACUAGUUGGAAUUGAUGAACCCAAGGCUGAGAUAAUUAAAAUGUUGACCGAAGAUGAACCAUGUGGGUCAGCGCCACAACAUCCGAAGGUGGUCGCCAUCGUUGGAUUUGGAGGAAUAGGCAAAACAACCCUCGCGAAACAAGUGCAACAAGAGCUCGAGGCGCAAUUCCAGUGCAGUUCUUUCAUAUCCGUGUCCCGGACUCCAGAUAUGAUGAAAAUUCUGAGAACUAUUCUUAGUGAAGUCAGCAAGCAAGACUAUGUUUAUACUAAAGCAGGGAGCAUCCAACAUCUGAUCAGCAAGUGCUUUGCCUGGAGUUUGCUGGAUCAGAGAUACUUUGUUGUAAUUGAUGAUAUAUGGAGCGUGGAAGCAUGGGAAAUCAUUCAUUAUGCAUUCCCUAAGAUGAGUGGAGGCAGCAUAAUAAUCACCACCUCCCGUAAUAAUGAUGUUGCUCAAUCUUGUAGCGCAUCAUUCACUGGAUGUGUCUAUAAUAUAAGACCUCUUGCUAUGGUGCACUCAAGAAAAUUGUUCCAUAGAAGACUAUUCAAAUAUGAAGAAGAUUUCCCUUCACACCUCAAAGAUGUCUCAGAUGAAAUAUUGAGAAAGUGUGCUGGAUUACCUUUGGCAAUCAUUGCAAUAUCUGGUUUACUGGCUAACAAAGAAAAUACAGAACAUGAAUGGGAUCAAGUGAAAGUUUCAAUAGGUUGUGGACUUGAAAGAAAUCCUAGUGUUGAAGGAAUGAUGAAGAUAAUAUCACUUAGUUACUUUGAUCUUCCCGCUCAUCUCAAAACUUGUUUACUGUACUUGAGUAUAUUUCCUGAAGAUGCUAUUAUUCAGAAGAAGAGCCUGAUCUUGAGAUGGAUUGCUGAAGGAUUCAUUUAUAAUGAAGGCAGAUAUACACUGUAUGAGUUGGGAAAGAAGUUUUUCAAUGAGCUUGUCAACCGAAGUCUAAUUCAACCUAUGAAGAUGGUGAAUGGUGUGGUCAAGAGUUGUCGAGUUCAUGACAUCAUCCUUGAUUUCAUUAUACCAAGGUCAAUUGAAGAGAACUUUGUUAGUGAUUCCAAUACAACUGAAACAGAAAGUAAAGUUCGUCGGCUUUCUCUCCAAGGAGACAAGGAAGGGAAUUCAUUUGUGCCAGACAACUUAGUCUUGUAUCAUAUCCGAUCACUUCAUGUGUUUGGGCAUUCAGGGGAUAUCACUUCUCUGAAUCGAUUCACACAUUUGCGUGUUCUGAACUUUGAAGAUUGUCAUCACUUAGAAAACCAUUAUGUUGAAGAUAUAGGGAGGCUAUUGCAGUUGAGAUACUUAAACCUCAGCGGGACACAGGUUAGUGAGCUCCCUCGGCGAAUUGGCACUCUAUUGUGCUUAGAGAUGCUGGACCUAAGACGCACCGCCGUAGGUGAAUUACCAGCCUCCAUUGUCAAUCUCAAAAAAAUGGCGCAUCUAUAUGUUGAUUUUGGUGUUAUAUUUCCUAAUGGAAUUGCAAAGAUGGAAGCCCUAGAGAGGUGUAUAAAUGUCCAUAUCUCCCGGCAAUCAACAAAAUUCCUGCAAGAACUUGGCCAGCUAAAGAAUUUGAAAAAUGUGCGCCUUAAUUUUGAAGGUGUUUGUGGCACGGGAGAUGAAAGUAGAGUUACAGAGGUGGACGUGAAAGCUAUUGUGUCUUCUCUACAGAACCUUCGUACUCUUCAAAUAAAACAUGAUGGCAACUUCUUGAUGGAAGCUCUGUUUCAAGCUACGCCAGGCCUCCAAAAACUUAUUGUUUCGGGUUCAACUAUCACGAGAGUUCCAGAUUCAGUGGGCUCCCUCGUCAGGCUCAGGUUAUUACGUCUUUGGAUGGAUCGAGUCGGGGAGGAAGACCUCUGUAUUCUUGGUGGAUUACCUGCUUUGCUCAAUCUAGUGCUAUUCAUUCGGAAGCGUAAAGAUGUCGAUGAAACCAGAGUCAUAGUUAGUGGUGCACACAGAUUUUCGUGCUUAAGGGAAUUUGGGUAUGACAUAAGAGACGACGAGAUGGAUCUUAUGUUUGCAGCAGGAUCCAUGCCGAAGGUAGAAAGAUUUAUAACUAAUUUCGAUGUAGUUAAAACUGAGUCAUUCACCGGCGGCGAUUUCGAUUUCGGAAUUGAAAACCUCACCUGCCUCACUACAAUCUAUUGUGGAGCAUAUGGCGGUACCAUCAAGACAAAUGACGCCGCAAAGGAUGCUAUGGAGAAGAAAGUGAGAGCACACCCCAACCACCCUAGUCUGACAUUUGCUUAUUGGUAAGAGUGCAUCGGUGGUGAGCAGUUCGGGGGCACUACGCACUACAAAGUGCGGCCGGGAGGCACAGAAGACGAGCGUGGACCGCAGAAGAAAAAGCUGCAGCGCACACUAGGAUCGGCAUCUGAGCAAUGACCUUGUUGGCGUAGCCAUGCUAGCGGAGGAGAGCGUCGACC